CACGUGGAUUGUUUAAUAAUUGCAUCGUGCUUCAGCGAUGUUUACCAAAUUUUUUUUUGAAAUACCUCUAUAUUUAUUCAGUUUAUUCUAUGUAGUUAAAUCUCAAUCCUUAACAAGACCUAUUGGUGUAUCUGUCGAAAGAAGUCAUUUGUAUGCAAAUAAAGAUGGGUAUUUUUAUUGUUUUACUGAUUCCUUUCAAAUACCCUAUAAAUUUGUUAAUGAUGAUUAUUGCGAUUGCAAAGAUGGAAGUGAUGAACCUGGUACAUCAGCUUGCAGAAAUGGUCAAUUCCAUUGUGACAAUAAAGGGUUCAUAGGCAAAUCAAUAUUUUCCAGUUGGGUCAAUGAUGGAAUUUGUGAUUGCUGUGAUGGAUCUGAUGAGCAUUUACUGGAUACCAAAUGCAAUAAUACUUGUAGAGAAGAAGGCCAAGUUUAUGUGGCACAUUUAAAGAAUCAAAUUCAAAUCAAUGAAAUUGGUUUAAAAAUAAGAGCAGAAGACAUCAAAAAUGGUCUAGCUCUAAAACACCAAAGACAAGAAAAAUUGAAUCAAGUAGCUAGAGAAAGAGCUAUACUUAAGGAAGAAUUUACCAAAAUAGAAGGUUUGAAAAUUGCAUUGGAAGUUAAAGAAAAACAAGCUAAAGAUGAGUACAUGAAAAUGUUGAAUGAAAUUAAAGAACAAAUGAAAAUCAAAGAAGCGAAGAAGAAAAGUGCAGAGCUAUUUGAAAAGUUGGAUACCAAUAAGAAUGGCAUUUUGCAAGAUCACGAACUCGCUUCUAACUUGCUCCCUUUACUAACUCAGCAGCAAGAUGUCCCGACCGAACCCAAAGACGAAACCUUGAAUAACCGAAAUGAUACAGAACUUCAAGUGAACGUUGACGAAUGUGAUUAUAAUUCUGAUAGCGUGGUCGAUCGCAAUGACUUGAAUUCGGUUUUCGAAAAUAUGAAACGAUUCGAAAUGGAUGCCCAUCAAUUUUACGAACAUUUUUCACAACGUCUCUACAAAUGUCAUCCGCAUUCUUAUGAAUUGACCCACACUGAACCUCCAGCCCAAACUCAAAUAAAUUCUCCCGAAAUUAUUAACGAUCACGUGACGGAACCUAUCCAACAAGAGGAACAACAUUUACAUCCCGAGGAUGUAAAUUAUCCGGAUCACCCACAGGAACACCCGCAUUUGAAGGAAGAUGGAGGUGAGAUUGAGAUGGACGACCAUCAAAGUCUCGAAAAUGAAGGCGGCCGUGGCGACGAUGAUGACGACGAGGAAGAGGACAUUUAUCCCAGAGACAAAAAUUCGGAAGAGGUGCAUACAGCCAAGAACGAAUAUGAAGAAAACGAAGUAUUAGAUGGUGAGGAACCUUCCAUUUUACCUUACGACGAAAACACGAAGGCGCUUUUAAAAGAAGCACAAAAUCUCAGAAGAGAGUUUUCCGAAUUAUCUGCCAAGCACUCCAACUUGGAUAAAGAAUACUCACACUUGAAAAGAAUGGAUGAAAUGGACACUGGACCGGAAACGGAGUUUUCAGUGCUAAUGAACCACUGUUUUGAAUACAAGGACGACAGAAAUGAAUAUGUGUACAUACUCUGCCCUUUUAAAGAUGCCGUUCAGAAAUCCAUUUCCUCCGGAUCUCAAACCAGCAUGGGAAAUUGGAACAGUUUUGAGACGGACGAAAAUAACGACAGAUAUGGUUACAUGCUAUUCUCGGGUGGUCAGCAAUGCUGGAAUGGCCCUAAUAGAUCUACCAAAGUCAAAUUGUUGUGCGGGGAUUCUAACAAGCUCGUAUCAGUUUCCGAGCCGAGCAGAUGCGAAUAUCACAUGGAAUUUUUAACGCCAUCUAAAUGCAUGCCAUUGGAGAAGAGGGAGGAUUUGAAACCGUAUCUGCAACAUUUUAGGGACGAAUUAUGAUAUGAUAAGAUACAUAAAUUAAAGAGUCAUAGUAUCGAUAUGACUUGAAUUGUAAAAUAAAUGCUAGGUUGUUAGAUUUCUUUUUUUGAGCCCUUUUAAUCAAAAUAUAUUGUUAAAAAAACAGCUAAAUAAUGUUUUUAUUCAUUUUAUUAAGAGUUUUAAUUUUCUAAGGAAUUUAAAAUAAAUGGUUUGAAAUUGAUAAUAACAAUUCGUUAAAAAUAAAACUCCAAUCAUUAAAACAAGUUAAACGUAAGAUUGAGAAUCGGCAAUCUGUUUUUAACUUAUCUUUUACUCCUUCCUUUCACUUUCGCAUGACCAAAUGUGGUAUCUAAAAAUUUUGAUUAUGUUUUCGGCUAAAAUCAUGUCCAGAAUACAAUCGAAUUUUAUAGUUAGCCAAAAAAAAAAUUUGGGGUGGGGAGGGGAUAAUGGCAUUAUUAAUAUUGAUUUGCAUAUUAUAAUCUUGAAUUUUAUAUUUCCGGGUCCAAUUAUGCAUGCAUAUUUAUUGUAUAUAAUAUUAUUAUACUUGAAAACCCUGUGAUUUUAUUAUUCUUUUCGAUCAAUUUUUAAGCUCUUAAGCUGCCUCAUGGUUAUAAAUUUUUUUUAAAUUUAAAAAAUGUUUAAAAAUAAUAAUGACGGAAAUUUUGAAGCC
This is a messenger RNA of Gordionus sp. m RMFG-2023, 2546 nucleotides long. Its product is annotated as glucosidase 2 subunit beta-like. Gene Ontology annotation, molecular function: calcium ion binding; protein binding. NCBI's taxonomy places the organism in Eukaryota, Metazoa, Nematomorpha, Gordioida, Chordodea, Parachordodidae. The coding region runs from base 38 to 1897 and encodes 619 amino acids. Gene Ontology annotation, biological process: N-glycan processing. The transcript is spliced from 16 exons. Gene Ontology annotation, cellular component: glucosidase II complex. The record is from RefSeq and is a predicted model, not a curated record.